CGUUGAUUGCGCUAGUCAACUGAAAUUACUAAAGUUCCUAUGCUUCACCCUUAUUAUAUUCUACUUUUCAUUAAGAAAGCUUAAAGAACCUUAGUUCCAAGGUAGCAAUAACCAUCCCCAACAAAACCAUUUCCUUUCCUAUUCUCCUUAGUAAACAUGCUGUUUGUUCAAUCACCAACCAAAAACCAACCAUCUCGUUUCAUAAACCUCGUUAUUGUCUCAUCUUCUGUAUGUGUAAUCUAUCUUCUUGUGUCACUACUCCUCACAUGUUCUUCAAACUUGUUACAUACAUAUUCUUCAUCAUCUGAACAUGUUCAUGCACCAACCUCUCUUGAGCAUAUCGUGUUUGGGAUUGCCUCUAACCAGAAAUCUUGGACUAAGAGGAAGGAGUAUGUUCGGCUUUGGUGGAAACCUCGCCAAAUGAGAGGAUGCGUGUUCCUUGAAAGCCCUCCACCUGAUCAUGAACCUGCCAACAAUGACACUUCUUUUCCACCAGUUUGCUUCUCUGAAGACACUUCACGAUUUCGGUACACUUACAGGAAUGGCCUCAGGUCAGCGAUUCGCGUGGCACGCGUUGUUUCCGAGACUGUGGCACUCAAUCAUUCUGAUGUGCGUUGGUAUGUGUUUGGGGAUGAUGACACGGUUUUCUUUCCAGACAAUUUGGUAAAGACUCUCUCAAAGUAUGAUCAUGGCCUUUGGUACUACAUUGGGACUCACUCUGAGAUUUUCGAGCAGAACAGGUUUUUUGGAUUUGGAAUGGCUUUUGGAGGGGCAGGUUUUGCUAUAAGUUACCCCCUGGCAAAAAUUCUGGCAAAGGUUUUCGAUUCAUGUAUAGAACGGUAUCCACAUCUCUAUGGAAGUGAUUCAAGGGUCUACACUUGCUUGGCAGAGCUUGGAGUUACUUUGACACAUGAGCCAGGUUUCCAUCAGGUUGAUGUGCGGGGCGAUUUGUUUGGUCUAUUAGCUGCACAUCCAGUAACACCCUUGGUAUCCCUGCAUCACUUGGAUCACCUAGACCCUAUCUUCCCAAAAAUGACAACCACUAAAGCUCUAGAACAUCUAUUUGAAGCUGCGAAUGUUGAUUCCCAGAGAAUCUUACAACAAUCAAUUUGCUAUGAUAGAUGGUUUUCAUGGACCGUUUCUGUUUCAUGGGGUUAUGCUGUUCAAAUAUUCCCAAACCAUAUAUUUUUGCCAGACGUUCUCCAUGUGCAACAAACAUUCCAGCCGUGGAAAAAAGGAAGCCCUUUGGCAGAAGCCUAUACAUUUAAUGCAAGACAACUUCAUUCUGACCCUUGUAGAAGACCUACCAUUUUCUUUUUUGAUGGUAUAUCUUCCAAUAGGGAUGGAAUCAAGAGCAAUUACAAGAAGUCUUUUGUAAAUUGCUCACAUGACAUGGCUUCACCAAGGAAAGUGCAAGAGAUCAGAGUGCUCUCACAUAAGUUAGACCUUGAUAUUAAACAGUUGCAGGCUCCAAGAAGGCAUUGUUGUGAUGUGUUACCUUCUUCUGCUGGUGAAGUUAUGGAAGUUGCAAUUAGAGAAUGCAAAGAUGAGGAGUUAAUUUACAUGCAUCCAUAAUAGUGUUCAACACAAUGCAGGUUACUCCUAUGAUUUUGCAUUAUUGUUCCAGAUGGGCAGCAGAUAGUAGUAGAGGCAUCAUUAACCAUAGAUCAUUAUCACAGAUAAUAGGAAAGUCACUGGCCUAAGCCAUAUAUAUACAAUUUGAAUAUUGAUCACUGUAUAGUUUAGUGAGCUCGUUUCAUGUUCGGUUCAGAGAGCUUUCGUCCUUGAGAAUUUCUCAUUGUUGUUGGCUUUCUCGAAUGUAAGACUAUCAGAAGACCGGCAAAGCAGAGAGCCAAAACUUUCUGAUUAUAGGAGAUCCAAGGAGAAAUUUGGGAAUUUUUUUGCUAGCAAUGAUCUAUUCUUUGGUUACUUUGAGGAGCUCAACAACAAUCCAAAUUUAAUCUUACCAAUAUUGGGAGGUUGAUAUUAUAGCAAUGUAAUGAAAUUUAUGUAUUACUCAAAAGAAAAUUCUGUAUAUUUAGUUUACAUGAAUAGAACAAUUUACAAUGCACCUUGUAGGCGAAUAUUUGCCACUUCUGGAGAAGUGGCUAACAUUGACACAUUUGUUGCCUACAAUGUACACUUUGCAUUGUACUAUUCAUGUAAACUAAUAAUCAUCUUUUUAGUUUUAGGAAAUAAACAUUCUAGUAGACUGCAAAAUCAAGAUUUUAAAAUAAAAACAAAAAGAAAAAUAUUGCAGUGA
Molecule: messenger RNA, 2263 nt
Organism: Quercus robur (English oak)
Lineage: Eukaryota; Viridiplantae; Streptophyta; Magnoliopsida; Fagales; Fagaceae
Exons: 3
Coding region: 157-1575 (472 amino acids)
Molecular function (GO): acetylglucosaminyltransferase activity
Source: RefSeq, a predicted model, not a curated record